AUGGCGCUCCUGACACCCCAGGCAGUGAAGGAAGUCUUCCAAUUUCAGAAACCGAAAGGUCGGGAGCACCUGCGGAGACUCCUGAACUGGGAGGAGUUUGACGAGCUGAGGGACGCGCGCAGGAGCAUCCUGCUGGACACCGUCUACGACAGCGUCAUCUUCGCGGUGGGCAAAGGCUUCCCGUGGGUGGAGGUGGUGCAGGUGGUCAGGUUCACAGAAGAGCUGCUCACGGAAACCAAAGGCUGCUCCAUCACGGAGGCGGUGACGAUUCUGGGGAACAAGCUCGGAGCCUACCAGAGGCAGUUCAACACCACACACCUGCUGGCCCUCUGUGACUACUUCCACAACACCUUCAUCCGCCACUACCGACUCUACCAGUACGUACUGGGCCAGGACCAGGAGGUCAACCUGACGGUGGCCCGCCUGGAGGUGUGCGCGCCGCCCCAGCCCCUCCCGCUGGCCGAGGGCACGGACAGGGAGGUGUGGAAGCACGAGCAGCAGGUGGCCGAGCUGCAGACGGCCGAGGUGCAGAGGCGCGCCAGCAUGCUGCUGCUGCAGGAGACGCUGCGACUGGAGCAGGCCCAGCUGCUGCAGAAGGCCUUCGGGGGCGAGGUGGCCCCUGCAGAGCCACAGCAGACCCUGAGGAGAGAGGCUCUGGAGCGCCUGGUCAGCGAGGCCAUCCACAUCCAGAUCCAGUGCCUGCAGGAGCUGCUGCAGUAUGAGAUCCAGGUCACUUUCGACAUCUUGGACCUGAGGCUCCAGAAGAAGACGAUGAGUCUCAAUGCCCCUGUCCCCUUCCCACCCAUCACCGGCAAUUUGGGACGAGAGGACACUCACCAGAAGUCCAACAAAGGGAACAAAGGAAAGAAAGCCAAAGCUAAGAAGUAA
This is a messenger RNA of Sciurus carolinensis (gray squirrel), 888 nucleotides long. RefSeq names its product chromosome 4 C8orf74 homolog (gene C4H8orf74). The coding region runs from base 1 to 888 and encodes 295 amino acids. Lineage: Eukaryota; Metazoa; Chordata; Mammalia; Rodentia; Sciuridae. The record is from RefSeq and is a predicted model, not a curated record. The transcript has 4 exons.